Acanthochromis polyacanthus (spiny chromis) is the source of this 1973-nucleotide messenger RNA. It is a transcript of the gene cldn15la, whose product is annotated as claudin 15-like a. Gene Ontology annotation, cellular component: bicellular tight junction; plasma membrane. The transcript is spliced from 5 exons. The record is from RefSeq and is a predicted model, not a curated record. Gene Ontology annotation, biological process: bicellular tight junction assembly; cell adhesion. Bases 1118 to 1774 code for a protein of 218 amino acids. Lineage: Eukaryota; Metazoa; Chordata; Actinopteri; Pomacentridae. Gene Ontology annotation, molecular function: structural molecule activity.
GCGUCUUGAUCAGUGUGUGAAAACGUGUGUGUGUUGGUAACUGAAUCAUGACAAAGUGUGUAUAACCUGUGAAUGUGCCUUGACUAGGCCUUGACAAUGUGUGUGAUCGUUGUGAGCCUGAUAGUUGAGCAACCGAGCGUACAGAUAAUGUGUGUGUAUUAGAGGAUGGGAGUAUAAAGGAGACAGAAACACUGAAUUGGAAGUUCUCCCCCGGAGAGAGUUGUUCCCCAGAGCUGCCUGAGUGUUGCUACGGAGAACAUUGCCAAAGUUCUGAGGAGUCAUCACUGGACUUUUUGUAUAAAGGACGUGAGGACAACGCUGGACUUAGGCUCCAGAGUUUGCUGAGGACAUCGUUGGAAGCAAAGUUGUUCUAAUUUUGUUCAACAAGCGAAGACCACACUCUGCUAGACGGAGAGUCCUGAGAGGUCUGCAAUUAUCCUAAAAAGAUGAAGAGGAGAAGGCACCUACGACAUCUAGAGAGGCAGAGGAGGCAGUAGCAGAGGGCCAGGUGACCCACCACAGCUUGGAGAGACGGUGACUUGCCAUCAGCAGCACAGUUCUGUCCUGCACCUCCGUCUUGCCGUAGUUUUGUUAUAACUGCAUUGAAACUGUGAAAUCAUUUGAAGUCAAACUCUGAUUCAAGAUAAUUACAUUCCGUCUGGUUAUGAGAAUCAUCAAGCACAUGAUUAGUAGAAGUGACGUAAUUCACUAGAACUGGAUAUGUGCAGCGUUUUUUAGCCUCCUGUCCCGGUUGACACAACGACCAGUGUACACGGUUGUCGAGGUUAUCUGAGGUGUGGCCGAGGACUCAGUCAUCAUCAUCAUCAUCAUCGGUGCCUGGCAGGAGGUGAGGGGAACUUUAGGGAGCGGCUCGACACUUUAUGACCCGUCCAGAGUGUAAAGUCCUCGUGUUGGAGCCUCAGACGUCACAUUAACGAGAAACAACUGAAGGAGACACAGCAGAGGCUCCAGUAACCCGACCGAGGCUUCACCUUCCAGGACGAGGCCUUGAGACUCCGCCACGUUCCGAAGGCUUCCUUGUUUUUUAGUCUGAUCGCAACAGUCAGAGUCCCUGCGUUUUUCAUUUUAAGGUGGUUUGUCUGGAAACGCUGCAACCAUGUCGACGGCUUUGGAAGGGACCGGGUUCAUCAUGUGCAUCAUCAGCUGGCUGGUGACCGCAGCGUCGCUGGUCAACGACGAAUGGAAGAUCUCCACCGUGUCCGGCAGUGUCAUCAUCUCCCAGAGGCAGUUUGAGAACUUGUGGCACUCCUGCGCCGAGAACAGCGCCGGCAUCGCCGAGUGCCGGGACUUCGAGUCGAUGCUCGCCCUCCCUGGUCACAUUCAGGCCUGUCGCGCCCUCAUGAUCGUCUCGCUGCUGCUCGGCCUCGGCUGCAUCAUCGUGUCGCUGCUUGGACUCAAGUGCAUCAAGAUCGGCUCGUCCACCGACCAGACCAAGGGCAAGAUCGCCGGCACCGGAGGCAUCCUGAGCUUCCUGGCCGGUCUGUGCUGCAUGAUAGCUUGUUCCUGGUACGCUUACCGAGUGGUUGAGGACUUCAAUGACCCGUUCUACAUGGGCGUGAGGUUCGAGCUGGGUACUGGUCUGUACUUGGGAUGGGCUGGAGCCUCUCUGGCCAUCCUGGGAGGAGCUUUACUCUGCAGUGCCUGUAGGAGAGCGUCACCUGGUGGCCAGAAAGGCGGUUACUAUGCAAAACAACAGAAAGUGUACACGGCCACAGCCAAAUCAGACCAGGAGUCGAGCAGAGCUUACGUCUGAACUCGCACAUCUGCACCGUCGCUGUCUGGAAGUUUCACCACAAAACGUAAAGAUAGAAGCCCUCCUCCGUGUCUUCAGUCGUCGCUUUUCUUUCCUUUUUCUUAUUUGUUUUUAAUGAGGUGAAAUCUGUAAUCUUAGCAACCCAUCAGGAAACUGUAGAUUGCUGUUUAACGACUGUUUUAAUUCUGUUUGGAGUUUG